AUGUCGAUGGGGAGAAAGGGGAAGGAGAAGGCGGUGGAGAAGAGGAAGGAAAUGGAGGAGGAGGAGGAGGAGGAGGUGGAGGAGGAGGAGGACGACAACAAGGAGGAGGAGGAGGUGGAGGAGGAGGAGGAGGAGGAGGUGGAGGAGGAGGAGGAGGAGGAGGAGGAGGAGGAGGAGGAGGAGGAGGAGGAGGGGAAGGACAAGGGGAAAGCGAGGAGAGGUCAUGGCAUCCGCCACGACAGCUUGGGCGAUGAGCAAGGGUGGGUCGGUGAGAUUAAGGUGCACGGCAUUGAUCGGUACAUCAACAAGUCGCGCGAGAAGAUGCAGCUCGCGUAUGUGCACUCCAUCGCGUACGUCGUCUACGGCGGUUUCGUGAGCAAGGUGCUCAUGGAUGAGCUCAUCGGCUUGGACACUGCCGAGUUGGAGAGGUGGAGGAAGGUGUGGGAGGAGGUCAAGAUCUUGCCGACAGGGAUGUGGACGUAUCAAGAGUACAAGAGCUCAAGCGAUGCGCUCCACGACGCGCUCUGGCCGGCGAUGUGGUUCCCCGUCGAGGGGGUGCCAGAGGAGAAGUCGUCGGCGAUGAUGUCGGCCAUCAUAGGUCGCGUGUCCAUGUGCGUUGCGUAUGGGAAGACCGCUGCGAGCGCGUCAAAGAAGGAGGGAGACGAGGAGGAGAAUACGGCGAUGGUGGUAUUGGCGUUAGCGGCAUCCGCAUGCGCCGUAUGGUGCUUCGUUGAGAACGACGACGCCCAGGUGGUCGAUGCUGUGGAAGAAGGGAAGGCGGCGGCACUUAUAGCCGGUGCAAGCGAGAAGACCGCCAAAGUAUUCGAAACUGUCAUGGCGGCGGUGCUGAACGCUGAGAUCACCCGGGACCGCCCCCUGGGGGAGGUCGCCUUCAACGUCGCGCCAGUGCUGCACAGUCUUGCCCUGCAGAGGGUCUAUCUAGGGGGGAAUGGUGAAGACGAUGCCGAGGUGGUUGCUAGAGCGGCGGUGGAGACCAUGGCGUUCUGGGGAAUAUGCAUCGUCACCGGCCCGAAACUCAAAAAGAGGAGUACCGCGGUGCCGUGUGACACGCAGAUGAAGGCCGAUCUUGACAACAGGAGGAGGAAGGGUCAGAGGGGGAAGCAGGGGACGAAGGGGAAGAAGGGCAAGGACGGCAUGGGGAAGAAGGGGAGGAAGGGCAAGGACAGCACGGCAACGUAG
Molecule: messenger RNA, 1200 nt
Organism: Closterium sp. NIES-65
Lineage: Eukaryota; Viridiplantae; Streptophyta; Zygnematophyceae; Desmidiales; Closteriaceae
Source: the annotation of a GenBank genome assembly